Messenger RNA from Odontomachus brunneus, 1308 nucleotides. Its product is annotated as transcriptional adapter 1-like. Gene Ontology annotation, molecular function: transcription coactivator activity. Gene Ontology annotation, biological process: regulation of transcription by RNA polymerase II. The record is from RefSeq and is a predicted model, not a curated record. Bases 198 to 1154 code for a protein of 318 amino acids. Lineage: Eukaryota; Metazoa; Arthropoda; Insecta; Hymenoptera; Formicidae. The transcript has 6 exons. Gene Ontology annotation, cellular component: SAGA complex.
UUACGCGCUUAAGAGUCAUUCUAUCUUUAUCGCUCAUUACUUGCGGAAAAAAGAUAGAAUGUUGCUUAGUGCCCAGAGCGAACGCACCUGAGUAGCACUGCUUCGGCAUUUGACAGAACGGCGGUUCAGAGAAAGUUGCAUCUAUUUACUAACAAAACUUACCUAAUAACGAAGAAGCAACGAGAAGAAACGUGAAAAUGACAACUUCGAAGGAAUUAAAUUUAGCUAGAAAGAGUCUUGUAGCAUCGCUUGGUGAUAAUGCAAAAGUAUACUUUGAGAAAAUGAAGCUGUGGUUCCAGAUGAAGACGACAAAGGAAGAAUUUGACUUCGAAGCACGUAAUAUCAUGACAGAGGAUCAAGUUCGUUUACAUAAUGAAUUCCUGUUGUGUCUCUUUAAUAAAGUUCGUGGAUUAGCAGCUGCUGCGCCAACUUAUAAGAUAGACAGAGAUAAAAAUUUGAAGGAGAGAAGACUGCGAUUGAAACGCAAAUACAAGACUGAUAAAUCAAAUUUUGAGCCAGCUGAUAUGUAUGUGGAAGUAUUGAGUCAAACCUCAUCGCCUAUCAGAGACGAGCCUAUAGGUGCCAAUCGUUCUAGUGCUCAAGAACUUGUAUUACCAGAUCGAACUUUUGUACUAGCUCGACUAAUGCUUGCUGCAUGGGAAAAUAAUAUGGACGGCGCUGAAGAUAAUACAGCACACAUUGUUAUAGCAGCAACACAAAUUUUCCUGAAAAACAUACUUACUGCAAUCUUCACGCGUAGGAAAGGAUAUGCUACUCGAGAUGGCUCUUUUAUUUACAAUAUUGGAGAACCAGUGCCUAGUUCAUGGAAAAGGAACUCCAUGUAUAUAAAUCCAUUGCACUCUGAGCCAACAGAAGUAUUAGAACCUCAUGGCCAAAUUCCAACAGCAAAACCAACCAUUGAGGAAGCCGAACAAGCUAUUGCUUUUGUACAUGCAUGUUCCGUGCAAACCACUCUUCCGCCAUUGAAGCCAGUUAGCAUGGCUGAUUUGCAACAUACAUUAAGGAUUUAUAAAAAUCUUGUGAGUAAUCACACUAUAUAUGCUACUAAUAUGGAACGACUGUAUACGUAUGCCACUCAUCCAACGUGGGACGAUUUGGAGGCAAAGAGAAUGUUAUGUCAACCUUCAACGUAAUUAUAUGUCUUACUAACGCAAACAAUUCAUAAAAGUUUAAGAUUACAUGCGUUUUGUGUCUGUGGUUUAUUAAUGACUUUUUAUUUUAAUUACUCGCUGUCGUAUUUAAUCUCGUUUUAUAGUGUGGGAUAAGUAAUAUAUUAAGUAUACAACA